GAAUAUCUAGAUCUUGAUGUCCUUUUCAAAUAAAGCUUGUUGUAGUGUUCUUCCCGUGAUUUCAAAUUAUAUACCAAAAGGUUUUAUGACAAAAAUUUCUGGCCUUGAUGCAUACGUAGUUGGUAAUAAUAAAAGACGCACCUUAAUUUGUAUUUAUGAUAUUUUUGGAUAUUGGCCUCAGACAAAACAAUGUAUAGAUUUACUUAGCUCCGGACUUGAUGCAAGAAUUAUUAUGCCUGAUUUCUUCAAAGGAAACCCAUUUUUAAUUGAAAAUUUCCCUCCUGAUACACCAGAAAAAAAAAAAGAAUUAAGCAACUUCAUUUCUGGACCUGCUAAUCCAGAAAAAAAUCUGCAAGUACUUGGUUCUAUUAUUAAAGAUGUUAAACAAGAUGACGUAGAAUCUCUUGCUGUUUUUGGCUUUUGUUGGGGAGGAAAACUUUCAGUUCUUAGUGGAGGACACUUUGGAAAUGAAUUAAAAUCAGUUGCUAUGAUUCAUCCAGCAAUGGUUGAUCCUAAAGAUGCUACUAACUUAAAAGUUCCAAUAUGUAGUCUUAUAAGCAAAGAUGAACCUAUAAAUGAAUGCAAUGAAUUCGAAAAAAUCGUUAAAACAAAAUCUUUUGCAGAAACCUGUAUUUUCAAAACUUUUGACACUAUGCAUCAUGGAUUCAUGGCUGCUCGUUCGGAUUUAACAAAUAGUGAAAAUGUUAUGAAUUUUCGUGAAGGCAUUAAAAUUCUUAUUAGUUUUUUUAACAAUACAUUAUAA
Messenger RNA from Pneumocystis murina B123, 763 nucleotides. RefSeq lists its product as hypothetical. Bases 17 to 763 code for a protein of 248 amino acids. The record is from RefSeq and is a predicted model, not a curated record. Gene Ontology annotation, molecular function: hydrolase activity. Lineage: Eukaryota; Fungi; Ascomycota; Pneumocystomycetes; Pneumocystales; Pneumocystaceae. The transcript has 3 exons.